Molecule: messenger RNA, 1067 nt
Organism: Rotaria sordida
Lineage: Eukaryota; Metazoa; Rotifera; Eurotatoria; Philodinida; Philodinidae
Source: the annotation of a GenBank genome assembly
AUAGGAUUAACGGUGAAUCUUAGUAAGAUCGUACAAACUCAAUUCAGUAAAAAAUCUGAGCAAGAGCGUGAACAAAUCUUGGAUAGAAUCCUGAAACAAAUCUGACAGGAUCCUUGAGAUUUAUGAUUCUGAAAGAUCCUUCAAGGCUAUCUCAAGAAAUUGGCAUGGCUGAGUGGACUAAGCAGUAACCUGUAAAGAUCUCUUUUAAAUCCUUUACAUGCUCUUAUCAAGAUCGUGAUUAGAAUUGACAUUGUCUUGGAAGUUUUGGAAACGCAUAUUCUUGAAAAAGUUCUGAACAAGAUCCUGAUUGAAGCGUUGCAGGAUUAGCCUGUUUCAUAUUCUGACGGAUCUUAUUAUUUUCUUGCUAGGAUCCUCGUCUGAUGUGGCUAUCACUCUUGACAGGAUCCUGAUACAAAGAUUUGACCUAGAUCCUGACAAGAACUCGAUGCAAUCUUGACAGAAUCCUCUCUCAUUAUCUUGAGAGGAUCCUUAAUAGAACCUUGAGGAAAUCCUAAUAGGAUCUUGUAUUGUCAAUUCAAAAAAAUAUCUGACCAGGAACUUGAAGAAAUCCUGAAGAGGAUCUUGUUUUACCUUAAAAAUCCCGGAGACAGGAAAUACUAAGGAUUUGAAACAGGAUCCUGAAUAAAACUUAACAAGAUCCUUAAAAUUCAGGAUCCUAAAAGAUCCUUCCAAGGUUUCUCAAGGAAUGAACAGGAUUGAAACUAGGAUAUCGACGUAAAUUAUCUGUUCAUGUUAAUCCAUCUUCAUUUGCACUUCAAAUGCAAACUAAUGAAACAGAUACUGUUGAAAAUAAAGAUGAAUUAACAAAUAUUAUUCAUGGAGAGUCAUCUUCAAUUAUUAAUGAAGAAGAUGUUGCUGUAACCACUGAGACAAGUCAUGAAACAAUUCAAUCAACUGAAACAGAAAAUAUUUUAGCUAAACAAGAGAUUGAUUUACCAGAGUUUGAAUGGAUUGACAAUGUUUAUAGAUGGAAAAGUAAAUUGUCAUGUUAUCCACAUGAUCAAUCAUAUGAGAAACUUGAUGUACCUGUUCUCUAUAAAUUAUAA